Paramecium primaurelia is the source of this 900-nucleotide messenger RNA. NCBI's taxonomy places the organism in Eukaryota, Ciliophora, Oligohymenophorea, Peniculida, Parameciidae. The record is from the annotation of a GenBank genome assembly.
AUGCUAAAUAAAAUUCCUUCAUAAAUAUCUUUCGGAACUGACCAAUAAAGUUCAUAUAAGUUCGAUGAUCAACUAUCAAUAAGAACUGGUAACUUUAAGAUAGCUGGGUUUAAAAUUUAUUUGCAAGAUAACAUCAUAUGUGGAAUAGCAAUUAUUUACUUAAAUAUAGGGAUUGGAAGAAAGAUUAUCUUUACCGAUACUUAUUAGAAUAGAAAGUAUAACAAUUAGUAUGAAUUUGAUAUUGCUUCUAGUAUAAUUAUCUGAAUUGAUAUUAUAUAGAUGAUUAUAUAUAAGUCAUUUUUGGCCAUUAUGAUUAAAAAAUUAACUAACUGGGUAUUAUCACAUACUCAGGAAAAUAAGAAAUAUUUGGAAUAGAUUAAGGAAAAUCAUUUAAUUAUAUGUUUAUGGGUCAUACAUUUACAGGUUGUAAUGGGACUUUUACAUUAAAUUCAAUAUAAACUCUUGGUUUUUAGGUUUAGUAACUUCCUAAAGAUUACAUCUAACAAAAUGUAAUUAAUAAUAACUAUAAAGUAGCUUCAUCCUUUAUUAGAAAUUUUUUAUCCAAGCAUAGAAAAUAAUCACAUACAAAAUAUAGAACAAAUGAAUACAAGGCAAUUAAAUUUAUCAGAAUUUACUAUUCUAAAUAAGUCUGGGAGAUAAGAUAAUAAUUAAAAGAAUCAAAAUGAAUUAUUAGAAUCAGAAUUAAUUAAAUAACUAGAAUACUAAAAAUUCGACUAUUUUAAUUUACCAUUUAAAGAGACUUAAUAAUAAAAUACUAGAUUUGUGUCUAAUAAUAAUUAAAAGAAAAAUUAGCAAGGAAGCGCCACUCCAGAUUUAUAAUCUGUUGGAGUAGGAAUUAAAAUAGGUAUAGGACUUUUUAAAUUGAUUACUCAUCAUUGA